GUUUCAGAGCCUCGACGCUUUCACAUGGCCCUUUCAUAGCUUCUUUCACCCACCCUGCACCCCCGGAGGCCGCUGCAAUGCCGCAGACGAAGAACCUCUUCGCGGAUUUCGCGGAUGCCGAGUUCUGCGCGGAGGAAUUUGCGAGGAAGGAGGACCAGAAGGAUGCGCUGAGCCAAUUGCGGAACGAGUUCGUGAUCCCAACAAAAGGCGACUUGCGCAACACGCGAUAUGGACACCUUCCGAAGGCGGAGACGGGGGCCACAGAUGGUGCUGCAGGUGCGGAUGACGACGAGGAGUCGAUAUACCUGUGUGGAAAUUCUCUGGGGCUCCAACCACGCCGGACGCGGGAGUACAUCAAUCGUUACCUGGACACGUGGGCGUCGAAAGGGGUGUACGGCCACUUCAAGCCCCUAGAAGGCGGACACCCGCCGUGGAUGCACCUGGACGAUGCGGUCAAGGAGCAGACGGCGAAGAUUGUGGGAGCGCUGCCCAGCGAGGUGGUGGUCAUGGAGACGUUGACGGCGAAUCUCCAUCUCCUCAUGUCGAGCUUCUAUAGGCCGACAAAGGACCGCUACAAGAUCAUCAUUGAAGGCAAGGCCUUUCCUAGCGACCAUUACGCGGCUCAAUCUCAGCUUGCGCACCACAGCCUCCCUCCUUCCGCCCUUAUCACCAUCGAACCGCCCUCUCCCUCCUCACCCUACCUCACUACCGAAAGCAUCCUGUCCCUCAUCUCGCAGGAUGCUGCCUCUAUCGCUCUUGUUCUCCUCCCCGGAAUCCAAUUCUACUCCGGCCAGUUCUUCGACAUCGAACUCAUAACACGCCACUGCCACUCGCUGGGCAUCAUAGUAGGUUGGGACCUCGCACACGCGGUUGGUAACGUGCCACUGAAGCUGCACGACUGGAACGUCGAUUUUGCGGCUUGGUGCAACUACAAGUACAUGAACGGUGGGCCGGGAGUAAUAGGCGGCUUGUUCGUGCACGACAUGCAUGGCAAGGUCGAGCAAGUGCCCACGGUAUCCGGCAUCGACACCCCAGUGGACGGCGACGCAAAACACGACAACGAUACGCAACUCGUCUACCGUCCGCGCCUCAGCGGCUGGUGGGGCAGCGACAAGAGCAGCAGGUUCCGCAUGGAGAACAAAUUCGUCCCCAUCCCCGGCGCAAGCGGCUUCCAGCUCAGCAACCCGAGCGCACUAGACAUGACCGCCGUCAUGGCAAGCCUAGACGUCUUCGCCCUCACCUCCAUGGACGCCCUCCGCCAGCGCAGCCUGCGCCUCACAGCCUACCUCGAAGAACGCCUGCGCCGAUACGACGCCGGCGCCGGCAACCCGCCACCGUACAAAAUCAUCACGCCGCUGAACCCGGCUGAGCGCGGGGCCCAGCUCAGCGUGCUUCUGAACCCCGGGUUGCUGGAUAACGUCCUGCACUACCUCGAGGAGCGCGGCGUUGUCGUCGACGAGCGCAAGCCAGACGUCCUGCGCGUCGCCCCCGCUCCGCUGUACAAUUCCUUCGGCGAUGUCCACCGCUUCAUCACCAUCUUCCACGAGGCGUGCAAGCAGGCCGUUGCUCUCGCCGAGGGGGCCAAAGGCGAGAACGGGGUUGCUGGUGCGGGCUAGCCCCUUCCCCACUGGAGGACGAGUUUUGCAUUUUGGAAUGCUGGCUUCCUGAGACAUUUUGUCACAUCUGGGCGGGUAUCUGUGUAUGAUUCUAACUCCCCCACCACCCCUACCCCUAAUCUCUCUCUCUCCUACAGCUCUUCUUCUUCUUCUUCCCCACACACAACGGACGGCAUGCAUGCAUAUACCCCAGCAACGACGGAAUGUGAGGACCCAGCUAGAUCAAAGUAACAAGGGACAGAAAGGGAGGGGGGCUGCUUAAUCAUCCAUCCAUCCAUCCAUCCAUCCGUCAUCUUUUCCGCUAGAAGGGAAUUCUUUGUACGAAUAUAAUAUUGUGUAUAGGAAGU
This is a messenger RNA of Trematosphaeria pertusa, 1963 nucleotides long. Its product is annotated as kynureninase. The record is from RefSeq and is a predicted model, not a curated record. Gene Ontology annotation, molecular function: kynureninase activity; pyridoxal phosphate binding. Gene Ontology annotation, cellular component: cytoplasm. The coding region runs from base 78 to 1616 and encodes 512 amino acids. NCBI's taxonomy places the organism in Eukaryota, Fungi, Ascomycota, Dothideomycetes, Pleosporales, Trematosphaeriaceae. The transcript is spliced from 2 exons. Gene Ontology annotation, biological process: NAD+ biosynthetic process.